Setaria italica (foxtail millet) is the source of this 1251-nucleotide messenger RNA. Its product is annotated as vacuolar protein-sorting-associated protein 37 homolog 1. The coding region runs from base 241 to 942 and encodes 233 amino acids. Gene Ontology annotation, cellular component: ESCRT I complex. Lineage: Eukaryota; Viridiplantae; Streptophyta; Magnoliopsida; Poales; Poaceae. Gene Ontology annotation, biological process: ubiquitin-dependent protein catabolic process via the multivesicular body sorting pathway; protein targeting to vacuole; protein targeting to membrane. The record is from RefSeq and is a predicted model, not a curated record. The transcript has 8 exons.
AACCCUUCCCCUUCUUCUUCUCGUCUGUGUUGGCACGCCUUCUCUCCCUUGCCGGGGCGCACGCAUCAAUCGAGCCCUUCUAAACCUAGAAUCCCAACCCCGCGCACCCGACCCCUCCCUUGCUCCCUCUGCCGGAUCCCCCGCCGACUGCCGCCGCCGCCCGCCCUUCUCCCUCUGUCUAGUGGACUUGACUGGAGAUCCAUCCGGACGUGGAUUGAUUUGUGCAGAUUUCUCUAUACAAUGAGCUGGAGAAUUCCUCUCUUCGGCAGCUCUCAGCAGCAGCAAACGGAUCCAAAUUUCCAGGAUAUCCCUACCCAAUCCUGGUACCCUCCCUCGGUGGCAGGCUCGUCUUCACGUCCAUCCACACCUACCUCUUCUAGUGCUACCCCACAUCAAAGAGCUUCAGAUCAUCCUCAGCCUUCAUCCCGUGGGCAACCAUCUCCUGCUGAGGCUGCAGGAAUAAUUGCUCGUUUGAAGGAUAAGAGUAUCGAGGAGUUACAGCGGCUAUUGAAAGACAAAGAGGCAUACAAUGCAUUCUUUAAUUCACUUGAUCAAGUGAAAACCCAGAACAACGUGCGUGAUGAGCUUAGAAAGGAGACAUUGCAACUUGCAAGGGAAAAUUUAGAAAAGGAGCAGCGAAUUUUGGAGCUCCGGAAUCAGUGCACAAUAAUAAGAACCACAGAACUGGCUGCUGCACAAGACAGGCUGACUGAUUUGGAGAGGCAAAAGGACGAUAUUAUGAGGUCCUAUUCCCCUGCUGCACUGCUCGACAAGCUCCAAACAUCGAUGGCAAAGUUGGACGAGGAGUCUGAGGAGCUGCACCAAAAGUUCCUCGAGAAGGACAUCGACCUGCCUACCUUUGUGCAGAAGUACAAGAAGAUCCGCACCGCCUACCACAAGCAGGCGUUGCUCCAUCUCGCAGGCCAGACAUCACUGCGCUGAUAUCGGUCCGUAGGCUGUCGUGCUGCGGGCUGCGCAGUCGAUCGUAGCAACUUUGUUGUAUGCCUGCUCACACAUUCGUGUUCUACACUCUGCUGGGGCAUGUUUUUGAGUGCAGCUUAUUGUAGGGCUUGCCAAACAUCAAACGUAUAUGGCGUGUAUAGUUAUGUUGUGUUACGCCUUACGUUCGCUGUCCUGCCGAGUGACCAAGUUGGAUUGACAUGCGGUAAUCAAACCCAUUGCCUAAAUCUCUCCUAUAUAGCUUUUCAAACAAAAAUUUCUUCUAUAUAAAGCCCUCUCAAGGUUCAUGCU